Molecule: messenger RNA, 1311 nt
Organism: Glarea lozoyensis ATCC 20868
Lineage: Eukaryota; Fungi; Ascomycota; Leotiomycetes; Helotiales; Helotiaceae
Product: DNase I-like protein
Exons: 2
Coding region: 1-1311 (436 amino acids)
Cellular component (GO): cytoplasm
Molecular function (GO): sphingomyelin phosphodiesterase activity
Source: RefSeq, a predicted model, not a curated record
AUGGUUCAUCUAAAUCUUGGUCUCACGGCUCUCGCCUUCGUUUCUGUCUGCUCAGCAAUUGCGACAGGUGGUGAUUUCAACAUCUUGUCCUUCAAUGUGGCAGGCUUACCCGCUAUACUCAACGGCAAUGAAGUUAGCGGUGAUAAAGCGACCAACGCAGGCACUAUUGGGAAACUAUUCUCCAAGUACGACUAUGAUGUUAUCAACAUGCAAGAAGAUUUUGCGUUCCACGCGUACAUCUAUGCUACGGACACCCAUCCAUAUAGAACGCCAACAUCAGGAACAGCAGCCAUUGGGAGUGGGCUCAAUACAGUCGCAAACUUCAAUUGGUUUAGUUUCAGCCGGGAAAAGUGGGAAACCUGUUCUAAUGCCUCAGGGGCAGAUUGUUUGACUCCCAAAGGUUUUACCUUUAUGCGAGUACAAGUUUCCGAGGGCGUCUAUGUUGACAUGUAUAACCUUCACACGGACGCCGGAACAGAAGCUGCUGAUGAGGUUGCCCGAAGCGCGAACGUUCAGCAAGUCGCUAACUAUGUCGACAAAUGGUCCGCGGGUAACUCUGUCAUUAUAUUUGGCGAUACCAAUUCCCGUUACACACGUGCGCUUGACAAUAUCGCGGUCUUCCAGACUCAAAAUCACCUCAUCGACCCCUUCGUUCAACUACAACGUGGCGGCGUAAAUCCAACCGUCGAAACACUUUGUGACAACCCCUCACGAAACAACAAUUGUGAAACCGUCGACAAGGUUUUCUACAGAGGCUCCAAGCAGCUGGCACUUACCGCCACAUAUUUCAACUACGAAAGCACGAAGUUCUUGCAAGCCGACGGCUCCAUUCUCUCCGACCACAACCCCAUCACCGUCAACUUCACAUGGAGUGUAGCGCCUACCCGUCGCCAGUCUCCAUUCUACGGCGGUCCACACGGAACAUGGUUUAACGACCUCGACUACCUCCCAACCUCACCACGAGCAUCUGUCAUUACGUUCCGUGGAGCAUCGAGAGUAGACUCCGUAGGCGUCACUCUCACAUCAGGAGCUACUUUUACGCAUGGUGGAACGGGUGGUACCGCUACAAGUCUCACUCUUAACAGCGGGGAGUACUGGACGACUGCCAAACUAUGUCAAGGGCAGAAGGAUGGCUGGACCAGGAUAUUUUAUAUCCAAGCUACGACUAGUACUGGACGGACUUUGGCCACGGGUACGACUACGGUUGAUUGUGUUACUUAUGCUGCGCCGAAGGGUUGGGGGAUCGUUGGGUUUUUGGGACAAGGUGGGGAUGAGGUUGAUCAGUUGGGUUUGCUUUAUGCUCCUUAUUAG